Molecule: messenger RNA, 1239 nt
Organism: Peronospora matthiolae
Lineage: Eukaryota; Oomycota; Peronosporomycetes; Peronosporales; Peronosporaceae
Source: the annotation of a GenBank genome assembly
AUGAAGAAGUACGAGGCGGAGCAACGUACAGCUCAGCGAAUGAAUCGACAGCCAAACCGCUACCCAGAUCGACGUACUUUGCUCCAACCUUCACACGAAAGCCUUGACAUGCCGGAUGUGGAGAUGGAGUCGGUGGGGUCGGACAUUUACCAACAUAUCCAUGAGGCGGCGGAAUGCGACCCGGAUGAUCUAUGGAUGCCCGAACCACGGCGCCCUCAAGUAGCCGCGACCGGUGCGACUACCGGAGGGGGAAACAUCACGCAGAGGAUCAGAAUCUCAGCGAUUUCUGAGCUGAAGGAAUUCUCAGGGAAGGAUCGGGAAGAAGACAAAGCAUGGACCUGGAUCGGCAAAGUGAAAUCAGCGUUUAUCCGGGACCAAGCACCGGACGAGGAGAGAUGUCUGGUCUUCAGUGAUCUCAUGGUGGGCCCAGCCCGCUACUGGUACCGACAGCUGAGUAGAUCGACGAGAUUCAAUUGGAAAGAAUUGAUGAACAGUUUUCUUGUGGAGUAUGCGGGGCACGGGAUGUCCGCGAGCAGGCAAUACUACCAUGCAAAGAAACGAUCGGAGGAAGAUCCUUUGCAGUACCUGUAUCGGCUUAAUGUGAUGGGAAUGCAGGCGAAGAUACCGGUGAUGACUGGAUUGCCAGCUGCGCGCAAGGAACAUGUCAAUCAUUUCAUUGACACCUUGGACGACCCCGAUCUGUCCAAUCAAUUGCUACUGCUGAAUGUAGAAGACGCGGAGGCCAUGCAAAAGACACUGCACGGAUAUCAACAAGGGAGAUCGCGUCAAGGGAAAGUGAUGAUGGGAUCGUCCAAAUUCAGACAGAAGGGAACUCAGGGUCCAGCGCUGUCUAAGCCUGCACGAGCGGAUUUGGAAGGUCGAUUGAGAUCGAUCCAUGUGGCUGCUACUGCGGAUCGCCGUUCAUUCCCCAAUGACGUUGCAGCAAACGCGAGAUCGGUCGACCCGAACACUCGUCAAGACUAUCAAGACCGCAAUGUGCCAGUGAAGCCGUGUACUCAUUGCGGAUCGACCAAGCAUGGAGAUCUCGGUUGUUGGAAGCGGCUCACUUGCCAGAAGUGUGGGCGUAAAGGACACCCCUCUGACAAUUGUUUUUUCGUGUGUCGUGCUUGCGGUGAGAUGCACGACCCGGGGAAGUGUCCCAUGGAGGAGUUCUACAACAUGAUCCGUCAGUGGUACGUCCCGAAUAAGCAUGCGGGGAUGCUACCAGAGAAGGCCUAG